UUAAUUGUCAUUUGAACCUAUAUUUUAUGUUGUCAAAAAUAUAACUAGAGAUUUUUAUGAUUUGAUUAUCGAGUGAAAUUCUCCGUGGAAAAAUGUGAAUACUCUCGAGGAAUAGCAGCGGUCGCUCCAGGACAGUUCGAAAGAUAGUUAUAGCCCGUAGAGUGUUGGGAACGCGUUGAAUAAAGUGUUUUAUUACCGCCUUGACAAUAACGGGGAACCGGCAGCCAUGUUGUGAAGUUUUGUCGGGCAUCAUGGGUUAUAAGUGUCGGUCGCAAAGAGCCGUUUCGUCGAGAAAAAAUCAAUCGGAAACGAUGCAGGGCGGUGCAUUUUGCCCACAAACGUAGUAACUUUGAAGCGGAAUCAUAGCGUAGCGUGAGGCGGCCGCGAAGGUGAUGUCUCUGCGCAUAAUUACGGUCAGCAGUGCAACGUCGUGGUAGCGCAGGGAGUCGUCUACUGCCUGGCCUGGCUAACGACUGCGAGCUUCAGCAUCCCCAAUUGCGGGAGGUUAACUAAUCGGGCGUCGGGAGGACCGUUACACUAACGUCUCGGGGUCGCCCCGAUUCCGAUAUGACACGUGCGGGGCCGUAAACACUUAAUUCGAGCUACGAUGGCCAAGAUUCUCGGCAAGGACCAGGCCACGUACUCUAAGGAACGCGAGGGUUUCCUUCGAGACCUGCAGCACUUCCACGAGAUCAGAGGGACGCCAUUUAAGCGGCCCCCUACUCUCGGUGGUAAGGAGGUUGACUUGUAUCUCCUUUAUACUCUCGUCACUUCGCAAGGAGGAUGGAUUAGGGUAAAUUCAAAAAACUCUUGGUCGGAACUUAUGCCAUUUUUGAAAUUUCCCGUAUCCUGUGUUAAUGGAAGCGUAGCACUUAAGCAGAUUUAUUUAAGGUAUCUGGACAGGUGGGAGAAGGUGCAUUUCCUCCACGAAGAACCGGAUCGGGGCAGCGAUGACGACGAGGAGAGCAGGCACAAGCGCUGGUCUGCGAGGUCCCUCCAUUCCGUACCGUACACAUACAAUUAUUCCCAGCACAAUGUCACGGACACAAACCGAGAAUUUCACCAUCUGGCCACCAACUUGUACAAACCGUCAGAUUAUGAUCGUCUAGGCUUGUCUCUGAUAUCUCCUCUGCCGAACGAACAAGAUUUUGCCAUCAACGUUUGCACGCUUCUUUCCAAUGAUGGGAAACACACUUUGAAAUUGGAGAAACAUCCGAGAUUAGUUGACUAUCUACUUGGACACGCUGGUAUAUUUAGUAAUAGCUCUCUAAGACAGUUGUUUUUGCACUUUUACAACGACAUAAGAAAAACGCCAAUUCACAACUUUUGGAAAGACGUGCUCGAGUCGCGGGAAUUCUUGGAUUUAACUGACGAAAACAAAUUCAAACCCGCCAAGCAGGCCCCUGCUAAGGAACCUACCAAGACCGAGUCCCUUCUUGUCGGCGACGAACUCAACAGGGCCCUUCUAGCCCUGCAAGUGAUCCCUGCGGAACCAGCCGACGAAAGGUUGAGAGUUCCUGAAGAAAACGUGUGUGAUAUUGUUGCAGAGACUGGCAGUGGUUGCGAACUCGAUCGAGAAAAUAAUAAUUGUGAUAAUUUCAAAUUGAAAUUGGACAGUCCCGAGGACUACGACUUGUUUUGUUUGAGAAGGUCGCUGGGCACGCAGGACUAUGUGGGCCAGCGAGUGCUGCAGAUUGCGACGAUCUUGAGGAACUUGAGUUUCAUCGAGGAGAACAUCCCCGUGUUAGUAAAGAGCGUGUCGUUUGUGCGGUUCUUGUUGCUCUGCAGUAGUUCGCGAUGGAAUGUGCUGAGGAACCUCGGCGCUGACAUGCUCAGCAACAUCGCCGCCGAAUUCGUCGUGAGGGACUUGCACGGCGACCUGCUCGCCUCUAAUAUGAUCAAGAUAGCAACGAACGGCCUCAAGAGCCAAGACAGGGCUUCAUGUUUGUGCUCGCUCGAGGUGCUCAACAAGCUGAGCCAGAACGAACAAAACGAGGACGUGAUGAUGCGCUCACUGCAGUCAACCGUCUACAAGCGCGUAUGUUCCUUUCUCACCAUCCACGACGUCAUGAUGCUCAUCUACACGCUCGAGUGUCUCUAUUCGCUAUCUUCGCUAGGUGAACGGUCGUGCACGUUCAUCGUCAACAACCACGGCGUCAUCGACACUCUCGUGUCACUGGUGACGGUCGAAGGGAAGAGCUACGGCCCGAAGGCGUGCAUCGGCAUGAAGUUGGUAGAGACACUACCCAGCAGCAAUAGUCAGCCUCAGCAGCCACAACAGAGCAGCACGACGUCUUCGACGACUGGAGGCACCUCCAGCAGCACCACAUCAGCUGCCAGCAGCCCCACGCCUUCCGUGACGACGUCCGCAAGUACUCCCAUCGUCAGCAGUUCUCCCACUCCAAAAAUGUCGACACCCGCCACUCCUGUCCGACCCGUGCAGAUCGCUCCGCAGAGACUCAUUCCAAUCACGCCAACGUCCACCACGUCCAUCACGUUGACAACAGUACCCCAGUCAAAUACGGUGAUGACGCCUCAGCAACUAAUCCAGCAACAACAUGCCCACCAGCAGGCUAUCCACGAGAAUGAACAGUUCGCCCUCGCCUGGCUCAGAGCGACUUACGAACCGUGCAUCAAUGGUAGAAUCGACCACCAAGAACUCUACAAGCACUACCUGAAUUCGUGCUCCAAGAUCGGCAGAAGAGGCGUUAUAUCUCCGUUGCACUUCCCGAGAUGUGUGAGAUCGAUCUUCGGUGGGACAGUGGGACCAAAUCCGAUGAAACCCGCAAACCCGAGUGACCCACAGUACUACGAUGGGAUAAAGGUGCGAGACAAGCCCCUCCUAAUAAACAUGCCGUCCUCUUCCUCUUCCUCAUUUCUCAAAACAAACACGACACCCUCUAAAAGUAGUCAACAAGUGCGCCGCAAAUCGGUUCAACCCGUUCUAGUAACAACAACCCCCAUGAAGCCGGCGCAGGCUCUCGCGAUCGUCGCGGCGCCUGCCGAAAUUAACGCCGACGAGAGCGAAAGCACGCCAAUGUCUCCCGCCUCGCCAAUCCUCAAGGCACAGCUCAGCGCUCCCCCCAAACAGACCAGGGAGGGGGGCGGCGUUGUCUCACCUAACACGAGUAAGGGCGAUACCAAAAGCCAGGCGAUGGCACAUCCGCACCUGAGCCAGGCGCUGCUCGGUUGUAGCAGUAGCAACAUGACGACGACGUCCACCACGAUAGUUGCCACGUCGGCCGGGGUUAACGCCAGCAAGGAGAGUCAAGUAGGUCAGACGGCUAGCAGCACGUCUCUGAUCAAGAGCCUUCUGGCUACAAAGGUAAACGAUUGCAUGUCGACAGUGAGCAUGAGGACUGCGACAGACUGCCAAAAUGUAGCUCAGGUGGCGGCCAGACAACAGAGGCUGCUGGCCCAACAGAGUGGCGGCAAUUCAUCGGAAAUCCAAGUGAAGAAGGAGAGCCAGAAAAGUUCGAGGCUGAACGGAGUCCGGCAGCUUUUUGCAGACAACGAAGUAGGCGAUCCGUCUGUGUCUUCAACCACACAGUUUACCGGCCUGAUGAAGGGCAAGAAGGAACCCCCUCAACCGCCUCCUCCUCCUUUAGCGCCGCUCAGUAACAACGUGCGCGGCAAGUCUCAGAGAAUUGAGAACGAAGACAGUGAUUCGAUCGGAAACAACUCUCUGGCGUCUAGUUCAGGAGUUGGGACAGUGGGCAUAGGAGGAGUGUCUUCGACAGAAGACGGCGACAAUUCUCUAACGAGCUUCGAGGGACUGCUAAACGGAAUCCCGAAUAUAGAACACCCACUGAUCGAGGACAGCAACUCGAAAGAUUCCGUGAAGCUGGUCGCCGGUGGCGAGAUAACCAUGGACAAGCCUCUUAGAUUAGCCGAUCUUCUAGAGAAAAAAUUCGAGAAGAAUUCGCCGAUGCUGAACGGGAGUUUAGGAAAGGAGCUGCGCCUGGGCGAAAAAUCUCUGGAUUUGGUAGAGAACCACAUUGAAAAAGCCCUGAGUAGAGAUAUCAAACAAGAGAUCGAUGUGAAACAAGAUAUGGACAUCGAAGAAAUCCAAAUCAAAGACCAACCUCUAGAGAAGGUGACAAAGUUGAAGCGGUCCGCAUCGGACGAGCUCGUCGAAAUCGAACACAAGAAACCACUGUUGUCUUCGAACGUGAACGGCUCCUCCAUGGCAAAUUCUCCGGCCCCCGACUCGGUGUCGAGUUCGAACGGGGACGAGGGGCCCUCUACGGUGUCGACGGCGGCCGCGAAGCUCUUCGCCGAUAUCGCGGCUGAUAUCCUGGAAGACGAGGACGAGGAACAGCUGAUGCAGGAAGCACAAGCAACUCCGCAAAUAAUCGAGGCGGCUCCGGCUCCCGUUCAGAUGCCCGUGCAGGCCCCUCUACAGCAGAUCAUUGUAGACAACAAUCAACAGAUGAUGUUGCAGAGACAGAUCAUUGUUUCGCAAUCUCAGAUGCAAACUUCUAAUCAGGUCGUUAUAUCGACAGGCACUCAGCUGAAGACACAAACAGGCCAGACGGUGAUUGUACAGAAUGCUGCAGCUCAGAGACCCGUAAUGUUGCAGCAGUCGAACACUGGCCAAUUUCUGCUGUCGCAGGGGCUGCAGGGCCAAAUGCAGCUGGUGGCCAGCUCGCAGCCGGGCCAGUACGUCCUGCAGGGGGGCGGCGGGCAGGGCACGUACGUGGUAGCCCAGCCGCAGACGGCGGUCGUCCAUGGGCAGCCGCAGACCGUUCUGGUGGCACAGACGUCCCAGCAGCAGGGCACUGGCGCCAAGACGAUAAUCAUCUUGCAGCAGCAGCAGCAGCAGACUCCAACGGCGGCCACGCACCACCAGAAGGUCGUUGUGACGCCCCAGGGCCAGCAGAUGGUCGUCACGCAAGUUCCUAGGCCAGUCGUCCACGCCUCAACAGUUUCUAAUAAUGUGACCGCGCCUGCCCAAAAAGCCGUCAAGGCGAUCGCGAGCAGUCAGACGGCGGCCAACGGCACCACUAGCGAGGGCAACAAGUGCAGGAUUAUCAGAGACCUAAGUACGCCGUACAUCUGCGAGUGGGGCGAUUGUUGCGUAGACCAAAGGUUCAAAUCAGCAAAUGACGUUUUUCUGCACGCUUGCGCCGUCCAUUGUCCGACUGGUAACGAGGAAGUAAUUUGUCAAUGGGAUCGAUGUGAUAACAUGAAACGAAAACGCUUCUCUCUAAUGACGCACCUGCAGGAUAAACACUGUACCACAGAGAUCAUGAAACAGGGUUUGACUAGAAGGAAAAAGGCAGCUCAUAGUACAAAGGCAGAGACUUCUGCGACAACAUCAUCAUCGGCAUCGACGACUGCCCAGCACCCCGGUUAUGCGGCAGAUGCAGCAUUGCAUGCCAUUAAGAGGCAUGCUUUGGAGUUCGUCAAUCCUAAAGAGCUGCAACUGAAACCUACACCUAAGUCGAGCAACACGGGUCUGACGGCAGUCUCACCCCGUGCUGGCCCUCCGCCUCCACCCGAUCAGGACGACAACGAGGGUCCUGUUACGAAGAGUAUUCGUUUGACGGCAUCCUUAAUAUUGAGGAAUCUUGUUAUUUACAGUAGUCAUUGUAAAAGGUACUUAAAAUCAUACGAGGCGCACCUGGCCAAUGUGGCCCUCAGCAACGUGGAGUCUUCUAGAACGAUCGCGCAAGUGUUGUACGAUAUGAACGACGGCUCGACUCACAGGUGACCUAUACGCAAAGGUGUCGUCCAGUUCGUCAUCGCGGCGGGGACCUCGAGUGAGAUGUGAAUAUGAAAAAAAAAAACGGAAAGUGUGUGUAAAUUAUUCAAUGAAUGUGUACAAAAGCUAGUAUAUAGUAGGUUUAAUUGAGCCUAAUUGUUAUUUUUAUAUUAUUUAGUGUAAAGGAGGUGUUCUGAACUGUCUGGAAAACCGCCGCCCCGCCUCUCGUCAAAUGAACACGAACAGUUUUAUAUCUGUGCAAUUUGUGUUGGCUAUCUCUCAACUGUCCUGUAAAUAAUUUGACUUUUAUCAUGGAUUUUUGUGGUCCAUCGCGUACACGGUGAAGAUAGAGAGCACACAUCAUUUUAUUUAUCGUUUAUCAGUAUUACCUGAAGAUGUAUCAUCGUCGAUGCUUUUUUAUUUCUUCAGCGAGGUACCGAAUCUCUAGUUGACUGAUUUUUCUUCUUCGUGUCUAUGUAAAAAUAAGUACCCGUCUACUAAGUUUUCAUGUGCUUAUAUAUCAUAUCCACCCCUUUUCAUACUUACCGGUAAAAUCUGUAAAAUAUUUACAAUAAUUAUAUGGAAAAAAAUAAACUGCAUUUAAUGUGUG
Messenger RNA from Leptinotarsa decemlineata (Colorado potato beetle), 6317 nucleotides. It is a transcript of the gene Bap170, whose product is annotated as Brahma associated protein 170kD. Gene Ontology annotation, cellular component: SWI/SNF superfamily-type complex. Lineage: Eukaryota; Metazoa; Arthropoda; Insecta; Coleoptera; Chrysomelidae. Gene Ontology annotation, biological process: regulation of DNA-templated transcription. The record is from RefSeq and is a predicted model, not a curated record. Gene Ontology annotation, molecular function: DNA binding.